CGAUGUUAACAUCGAUGUCAUCGAUGUUUUGAAAACAUCGUUGACAUCGAUGUUUGGCAAGCCAACAUCGAUGUUUAUCAUCUCUAACGAGCAUCAAGCAGGGAAGACGUGAAAAUUUUUCAAUUAUCAUCCCAGUUAUAUGCGAGCUUUUCCACAAAAUUUCUGGUCUGGAUUGUAAACUCAAAACAACUGAAGGAACUAUUGCUUUGGGAUAUAUCAAGACUUGCUUGCGUGAGAGAUUAUUGCCAUAUGAGGGUAGAACCAUUCCACGUAUAGCCACCAUUCUUGACCCUCGUUUUAAAAAACAGGGUUUUCUCAGCCAAACCAACUCAGAAGAAGCGGCUAAAGCUUUGCAGGACGAGCUAAACUCCACCCUUGUGUCCAUUCCUCGACAGCAACCAGCACCACCAACAGAAGAACCCACACGAUUUUCUUUCAUGAAAUCAAAAUUGGAUGCAAAAGUUCAAUCAUUCCGGGCCGAUGCUAUUGUCCUGUUGCGACAACAUGUGGAAAAAGAGAACCAGCCCGAAAAGUGCGAGCCACUUGCGUAUUGGGAGAUGUCUACCGAAGAAGCUUUUAAAAUCUUGUCUAAAAAGUAUUUUUGCGUUCCCGCUUCAUCGUGUGAAUCAGAACGUGUAUUCAGCAAAGCAGGACAACUGAUAUCCGACCGUCGCACCAGACUUUCAUCUUCGGUCGUCGACAAACUUUUGUUUUUAAACAAAAACAAACAUAUAAAUAAAAUUUGACUGUGAUAAAAAAAAUUUUUUUUCUUUUAAACAUCGAUGUUUCAUCGAUGUUUUGCCCCAAAAACAUCGAAAACAUCGAUGUCCGCGAACAUCGAUGUUUCUCCACCUCUAUUGCCCACAUUAAUAUUAUUUUCAUUGAUUUAUAAUUUCAGAAAGGAUGAUUCAUAAAAUAACCAGUUUGACGACAUUCCAAAAUAUGGAAUUCUCUGAAAAAUUUCUGGAGUGGGUAGAGAGUCGGAGCUCUACUUAUAAAAACGGAAUUUCGGUUAUGGGAAGCAAUAUUAGAUUUUUCCUUAAUAAGGAGGAGCCCUUAUUUUUGAUAUUUGAUGAGUUCCAUUUAAAGGACAUUGACAAUGCACCAUCACGAUAUGCAAAAUGGAAGGUGUUUUGCGUGGGAAUUUCGAAUUUAAAAGGACAUUUUCAAAUAAUUUAUUUGAAAACAAUGACUUCUGGCCACGAACAAAUAGGUUCUUUAGCAAUUAAAGUUGGUGUCAAAAAUGCAACUGACCUCAUUAAAGCUAACGGCGUUUUAUAUAGCCGUUUAGCAGGGGCAGUUGCAGACAAAUGUGCAUCUAAUGGCGAUGCAAUCGACUUUUUAAAGAGCCAGGGACUUCCCGUUAUUUAUGAUCUGCGCCACCUUGUGGAUAAAUUAAAUUCAUUGGGUCACGUUGAUUUUAUAUUGGGACACCUGUUGCAACAUUCUUUUUCAAAAUCUACUUAUAUGGAUAAAAUUAAAUCCAUCAAAACGGUAGUGGAGAGGACAGUGCCCCAACAAUUACAAGCUCGAUAUGAGAACGAGCUUUCAGCUAUACAAUAUUUCCUGAGAAAUAUUUUUAAAACUUUUCCCGAACGCAUCGAAUCGGUGAACUCAGAGUUGUUUGAGAGCAUGGGUUCAUCCAUUGGAGGGACACUCUACGAUGCUGCUAGCGAAGCGUUUCAAAAGUAUAAGGAAUUGGAGAACGUGGAGGAGGCCAUCAUCUUCAUGGCAACUCUUACCACAGUGGUAAUACAAAAAAAACACAAGAACCUGGUGGAUGUUUAUAACUUAUUGGAGGAUCAAGGACCAAACGAUCGAGGAGAAAAGAGACACCAUAGCAAUGCAGGGCUCGACGGGCCAUCAAGAAGAGGGUCUAAUGAAAUAAGUUGGGAGUCACCUGGCUUUAUCCAAUAAAAAAAAAAAAAAAAACACGUUGAUAAAUGUUUUAAAAUAUUUUUAAAUAAAUAAUAAAUAAUAAAAAAUAAAAAAUAUUAUAUGAGGAUUGGGCAUUGAGGAUUUGAGGCUGUAGGGUGGAAAUGCUUAACAGGUUCCGGGAGUUUUGCACAUGCAGUUCUUCUGCUUCAACUGCCGCAUUUCGUCCGAGGAGGCGGGCGACUUCUUCUGGCUGCCCAUCACAAUGCCCACCGAAGGAAGAAACGCGUUUUCAUUGUACUUGUUGGACUUGUGGCAAUCCGUAAAUCCGUAUUUCCAGUAUUAUCCAGUGCAAUGCUUCUUUUCAAAUAA
Messenger RNA from Drosophila ananassae, 2247 nucleotides. RefSeq lists its product as uncharacterized. NCBI's taxonomy places the organism in Eukaryota, Metazoa, Arthropoda, Insecta, Diptera, Drosophilidae. Bases 904 to 1917 code for a protein of 337 amino acids. The record is from RefSeq and is a predicted model, not a curated record. The transcript is spliced from 8 exons.